Messenger RNA from Rhizoctonia solani, 429 nucleotides. RefSeq lists its product as uncharacterized. The record is from RefSeq and is a predicted model, not a curated record. NCBI's taxonomy places the organism in Eukaryota, Fungi, Basidiomycota, Agaricomycetes, Cantharellales, Ceratobasidiaceae. The transcript has 3 exons. Bases 1 to 429 code for a protein of 142 amino acids.
AUGGCGGACGUGGUGGUGACUGGAUCCCGCCUUCGGUUGUAUCCCAACCAAGGUCCAUCUUCUGGGAGUCGAUACGGGGAAGUUGGUCAGGAAGGCCACCGGCUUGCGCCACGCUUGGGAGAGGGAGAUCGCCUUCCACUAGGAGAAGGUGAACGUGACAAGUCUGUACGUUCCCGAGCUGGACGAGCUGCCCCCACCCGUGCCUUUUGGAAGGACGAUCUAAGGCGAGUGCGUUAUGUAUCUCCAAACGAAUACUGGAAUGGGCUGACUCGUCGCUAUUCUCGUAAAAUUCGCUUCCCUGAGGCGGCGUAUCUGCAGAAGCCCCUCGAUGAUGCCUGUGGAAGCUACCUUGCCGACCUGGCUGCCCGUUUCCACCCCCAAACCAAGGGAAGCCUUCACCUGAGCGGUAUGCAGUGGGUGGUGAUGUAG